AAGACGUGGCUGUUGCUGCAGUGGCAGCUGUCAUCCAAAUUAUUUUAAGAGAAGCACGCGAAUAGCUUCUAUAAUAUUUUCUCUACUUCUAGUUAACAUUUACUCGUUUAUCUAGCGUCAAGAUGAUUUCGCUAACGGACUCCCAAAAGAUUGGAAUGGGACUGACAGGCUUCGGCGUGUUUUUCCUCUUCUUCGGGAUGAUCCUGUUCUUUGACAAAGCACUCCUGGCUAUUGGAAAUAUCCUGUUUGUUGCUGGACUCGCCUUUGUCAUCGGGCUGGAGAGGACCUUCCGCUUCUUCUUCCAGAAGCACAAGAUGAAGGCCACCAGUUUCUUCCUGGGAGGUGUGUUCGUGGUACUGAUUGGCUGGCCCAUCAUCGGAGUCGUGCUGGAGAUCUAUGGCUUCUUCCUGUUGUUCAGGGGUUUCUUCCCAGUUGUAGUAGGCUUUAUCAGAAGAAUACCUGUCCUAGGCUCCAUCCUAAACCUGCCGUUCAUCAGCGCAUAUGUGGACAAAGUGGGCGAAAGCAACACCAUGGUAUAACAGUGACUUUUUGUACAGCUAGCUGUUUGAGUACAGCAGGUUUUAUAAAGCAUCACAAUCUCUCAUUGGGCUGAUUUAAAGCAGCUAAGGUUAUAUGUUCAGAUUCCUCCCUCCUCCAGCAGGCAAAGACUGCUCUCUGUCUCUCUGUAAUUUCACUGGUCAGCGCUACCAAUCAAAGGUUCACAAGCGCACUGCACCACCAGUCUGUUACUAAAGGAUGGAGUUACUAAGGGCGCUACGAUAAAUAUUUCAAAUGCUAUUGAUCGCAUCCUGCAUGAAAAUGGAGGACAGACGACUCCCUCGAAGCCUCAUCGACUCGUCUACGUGACGUUCUUAAUUCAGUGGAGCAAACAGACAAAACAACCCCCCUCCACAUAGAUGAGAAGUGGACCGACAGCUUACCAUGUUGUCAUGUUUCUGUGCCUGUGCUUUAACUUUAUUUGGACAAAAGCGUUUUAAGCGUUUUGUCUCUUUACAGUUUUCCUGUGACACUUUGUUUCUUGUUUGUCUCUUGCAGCUAUUUGAAUACCAAAUGUGGCUAUUGUAAAAUUCUCCCUUUGUUACAUGUCAUUUCUGUUUAUGCUUGGCUAAUGAGUAUAAAUUAUUUUUUAAAUGAUCAGUGCUUGACUUCAUGUAUAGUGAGGUGCUAUGGGAUCUAUUUACUGUUUAUUUAUCGUUGACCCCAUAAACGUCUAAAUGCGUGUUCUAUUAAAGUCUGGUCACACCAGGAAGGCAACACCUAAUUCAUGCUGACACAUGGAUGGUGAGGUUCAUCCAGGUGCUGCUAGCAGCUUGGUGAUGUAUUGACUACACACAAGGCUGUAGCUGGUGACCUGACCACUAACAUGCUAACCAGCCAACAUGCUAGUGCUAGUCAGUUGCAAAUGCUCUCCAAGCUAGCUGGUUUGUUAACUGUCAGUAGCUCAGUCACUAACUGGAAAAUACAGAGGCAGAAUAUUUUUGAGAAGCAAGAGGGAGAAAACAAAAAAAGGGUAACUGAUUAAAAAAUAAACCAUAAGCAAAUUUCAUUUAUAAAAGAAGGAUGGGACAUGAUCUCUUGUAUCAAUUUAAUGUACUUUUCAUGCUAAUCUGUUACUGACCAAAACACCUAAAAAUUGUCAAAGGAGGUCACACUCCAUAACCAAUCAACAACCAGAACAAGAUUGACAUUGUGUUAGUCCAAUAAUAAUUUACAUAUUUCAUUAAUUGUCUACCAGUAUUGUACAUGAAUGAGACUUGGUGGUAAAGUGAGUCCAAAAUUACUUUUUACUAAUGCGUUACCCCUUUUUUUAUCAAGCAGUAGCUAGCUACCAGUUAGCACUUUUGUGCAGUGGGAGGAAGUGGAGAUGUGUGGUCCAUCUUUGUAUACAGUCUUUGGCCCUGUAGGACUGUUAAGCUAACAUUGAGAAUGGAUUUGGACAGGGGACAUGGCGAAGUAGAGAUAAUUAGCCAACUAGUGUAAAAUAAUAUGAUGCUGUGUUGGUUUUCAUCCUGUCCUCCCCAAUUCUUUGAGUCACAGCCGCCACUGGAUCUUAUAGUAUUCAAGAAACAUAUUUGUCGUCUCCUGUAUUCUAAAUGUACACACCAAGUCUCUUUUGUAGAAGAGUUGACACUCCAGCACAGCAGGGUUAUAUAAAAGCAGAUGGUGUGACACAGCUAAAAGGUUAUGCUGUAUCUUCCUCCGGCUUCCCAUACCUUCAAAACUCAGCAUCAUGAAGACUGUUUCCUGCCACUUGCCGCAAAUAGCAGAAAUUAAGCUGAAAUGAUUUGAUUUCUUUCAAACUUUAGUUGUUAUAAAUGCUGGUGUGACCUUUUAUUUCCUGUUCUACAAAGCAUAUUGUUGGUUUUUUGGACAAGCAGCCAUUGUUUUCACUUCAUUUUAGUAGCUACACAACAUGCUGCAUAUAGCUCGUCUGUCACAAGAAAUAUUUUUGUCAUUUUUAUUGAUGAGAUGGUUUAUUUUAUUGUUAGGAGGCCUGCUUAUCAAAGCUCAAUACUUUUUUGAUAGCAACCAAUAUACGUCUGUGACAAGAAAUAUUGAAAAGUACUGAAUGUUUUCCAACAUUUGUAAACCUGUUAUUUCUAUAAUCUUAUUUUUUAACAGAUCACUUCCACUUUAAAUCAAGAUUUUGUUUUGUCAAAGAAAGGGUACAGAAAGAAAAAAACACUGCUUUGUAUUGGUACUAAAACUUUUUAUUGACACAAAAUUUUCAAACAAAUGCCAACUUCCAACAUUUAAGAUGUAAGAAUUGGUUAAAUAUCAAUUUUUUUUUGGUGCCAAAGCAAAAUCUGUAUUUUUGAAGAACAAAGUUUCCUUAAAAAAUUCUUAUAUAUAACAAUGAAACAUGGAUUAUAUGAGCUGCAUGGUUUUAUUUUCUGCAAACUGAUUGUCAUACUAACCAAAACUUUAUGAUGUCCUUUGGAAAAUAGUCAUCGAUGUAAGUGUACACCAUUUAUUUUAAAAAGGAUAGCUGUGGUUUAUUUAAACUUGGGCCCUAUGAAAGUCCUAAGACCUCAGUGGUAAUAAACAAAUCUUAUGGUUGACUACAACAUAUAAAGCACCAGUUUGAUCCCUUGAUUUUAGUAACUCGGAGCAGUCAGUGUUUUUAUAAACAGAUGAACUCUUUAUAAAUCUGAAAACAACUUAACCUUGUAACAUGAUCGCACUGUAAAAUGUGAAGCAGCUGCGGCAUCACAUAUUUGUGGUCCUACAGACCUUUAUAUGUGAGUGAGUAUUAGUUCUAGAGAAUCCCUCUCUGUUCAUUCAUUUACUCAUUCAUUCAUCCGGUGUCCUUAAACUGUCUGUUGAACAGAUCCACACAGGUUUUAAAUGUUGACAUUCUCCCGUUUUCAUUUGUUUGUGAGAGAAAAUUCUUCAUUAUUUCAGACGUCGGUCACUAGAUCUGAAUAAAUUCAUUCUUCAUCUGUUCAGAGCGUCGAAGAGAAAACUGAAUUUACCUGUGAAAUGACAGUUUUGCUGUAUGGCAAUUUUGUAAAUAUACAAUGAAAGUUAGCUUUGUAUCUGA
Seriola dumerili (greater amberjack) is the source of this 3565-nucleotide messenger RNA. It is a transcript of the gene golt1ba, whose product is annotated as vesicle transport protein GOT1B. Gene Ontology annotation, biological process: retrograde transport, endosome to Golgi; endoplasmic reticulum to Golgi vesicle-mediated transport. The transcript has 5 exons. Bases 123 to 539 code for a protein of 138 amino acids. The record is from RefSeq and is a predicted model, not a curated record. NCBI's taxonomy places the organism in Eukaryota, Metazoa, Chordata, Actinopteri, Carangiformes, Carangidae. Gene Ontology annotation, cellular component: membrane; endoplasmic reticulum.